Stylophora pistillata is the source of this 2119-nucleotide messenger RNA. RefSeq names its product pyroglutamylated RF-amide peptide receptor. NCBI's taxonomy places the organism in Eukaryota, Metazoa, Cnidaria, Anthozoa, Scleractinia, Pocilloporidae. Gene Ontology annotation, cellular component: plasma membrane. Gene Ontology annotation, molecular function: G protein-coupled receptor activity. Gene Ontology annotation, biological process: G protein-coupled receptor signaling pathway. The record is from RefSeq and is a predicted model, not a curated record.
UACACGUAAGACAAACGUUUGUUGAGAACGAAACUGUUUUUAAAUGGCGGCAUUUUUCUAUGGUCUCAUUUAGUGAAUUUCCUGACAUCGUUUCUAACAAACUCUCUGAUAAAGACCUGAUUUGCUCUCCUUCAGCAUAGAAUUGGUUCCAGAGACACCAUGUCACUGUUCACUUACACAGAAGCAGCAGAAAUCAGCCUUCGUGUGGCCUUCUCGUUUCUUGUGUUCAUCACUCUAGUUGGUAACUUGCUGGUCUGUCUUGUUGUUCUGCGAAACCGUUUAAUGAGAAGCGCCAUGAACUAUUUGCUGGUGAAUCUCGCCUGCGCCGAUAUGGUGGUAGCUAUUUUUGUGAUCCCCCGGUAUAUCCUAAUUCACACGUACCAACACCCCACGGGGCACACCGGGGACUACCUCUGCAAGUUCGUAACUGGAGGGAACCUGUUAUGGACAGGGGGCGUGGUCUCAGUGGUAUCACUGAUUGCUGUUGCAGUUGAAAGAUACUUUGCGGUGUUGUACCCGCACGAUGAGAAAAGACGCAUUACAAAGGCCAAACUUAAAUUCAUCAUACCUGCCUGUUGGCUGUCUUCAAUCCUCUGGAAUCUUCCUGUAUUUGUGUUGGUGAAAUAUGACGAGGAAUUAGAUUUUUGCCUGGAGAACUGGCCUUUUGGCUGGUAUUUAAAUGCUUACAGCCUUGGAUGGCUCAUUGUUGUUGGCAUUUUACCGCUGACUAUUAUGACGCUUCUUUACAGCCGAGUGGUUUUUAAACUCUGGGUCACAACUUCGCAACCGGUAGAACAGUCACAGCGCGCCGUCAUCAAGUCACGCAAACGUGUCACGAAAAUGGUCCUGACCGUGACAGUUGUUUGCGCAGUAUGUUGGCUUCCCAAUCUCAUUGCCUACGUCCUUGAUUUCUAUGGGUUGAACUCUCAAGGUGACAUAGUUCACACGACAACCGUUGUCCUAGUAACUUUAAACUCUGCUGUUAAUCCAAUAAUCUACUGUUUUCAGAGCAGACAGUUUAGGAGAUGUGUCAAGUUACUUUUGCUUUCUCCAUGUUCGAUGCGGCGCACUGCAACUGUAGGACCCGCCUAGGAUUUCGAGCACACUGAAAGGAACCAUGAGGCUCCCGGAAACAGAAAAAUUCUCACACAGAACUGAAGAUAGGUUUCUCACCUGCAAAAUCUCAAAGGAAAAAUGAAAACUUACAUUAUCCAUGAGGUCAUGAACUAAGAGAAGUCGUCCCUAAAUGUCUUUCCAAGGACAUUGUUUUAGAUUCGAAAUUUAGCAUGUAGUCAUACUGUACAGCUAUUAUAAGAAUUUUAUCUCAUUGAUCAUGAAUGAUAAGUUGUAAUGUGAAAUCUGAUUGUGUGCUAAAACAAGUCCAUAGACCGUAAUUUACCGACUUGAUCUCGACUUAACGGUGUUGAGCCAGGAGAAAAGAUUGGAAUCAAUUUAAAAAAUGAUUUGAGUUCCACUAAGCUCAGCAAGAUGUUAAAAGGUAGAACUGUCGGAAAAGUUAUCUUUUGCAUUUAUUCAAAUCUCUCGUUUCAAACUGGUUUAAGAAAAAUGUCAACCAAGAAAAUUGGCAGCCCGUCAGCGUAGGGACUGAGGCGAGAGGUUAUAGUAUUCAGCGACGAAGUAAUAUAUUUUAAAUACCAAGUUCAUGAAAAGAUAUCAAGUAUUAAAUAUUUAUCAAUCUAUUUGUAAGGGAACUCCUUGCUAUGCAUUCCUAAGCUCCUUUGUAUUUCAUUAAAUCGAAACGCUUAUCCAUUUCAGAGAAUCAAUCCACAUCCGGGGUUUAAAACAAUUUAUUUGUAAUGAAUGCCAUGCCCUUCCUCCAAUAAAGUGAAAGGGAAGAAGAAUCUCAUGAAAAUGUUCAGUUAUCUUACAUUCUUCUUCAUUCAGCAUAAUAUAUUCGGCACGAUUUCUUCAGUACGAUUAGUGAAAGGAGCGCCAUAUUCCUUAUGAAACAAGAAAACCAAAACUUAAACAUUGAGAUAUGACUAGGGACUCCUUAGAGCUCAAUGCAACUUUCAUAGAAAUGAUUUCAUGAAAGUUGCUGAAAUAUGGUUACAACUUGCGUAUUCAGGCUUUUGUUAAUACUUAAUGUUAACAUUUU